UCGACGCCGCGGUUCCCAUGACGACGCCGCCGCUAGUCACGGCUGUGUUCGCCGCCCAGCAGCAGCAGCAGCAGCAGCAGCAGCAGCAGCAGCAGCAGCAGCAGCAGGCGGGGCGGGACGUGAACACGGCCUCCCUGUGUCGCAUCGGCCAGGAGACGGUGCAGGACAUCGUGCUCCGGACCAUGGAGAUCUUCCAGCUGCUGAGGAACAUGCAGCUGCCCAACGGGGUGACCUACCACCCCAACACCCACCAGGACCGGCUGGGCAAGCUGCAGGAGCACCUGCGCAUGCUGUCGGUGCUGUUCCGCAAGCUGCGGCUGGUCUACGACAAGUGCAACGAGAACUGCGCCGGCAUGGACGCCACGCCCCCAGAGGUGAGGCCCCCCGGGGGGGGGCCCUGCGGGGCCGAGCUCAAACGCUUUGGCCCCGGGGGGCAGUAGCGUCAUUCUCCAAAUGAUCCAAAUAACUAUCACUAAUUAUCACUUUUCCACCUAUCCUCUUCAGUGAGAUGGAUCGGGUUUUGGGUUGUAUGAUUGUGAUGUGAAAUAGUGGGGAUUAUGGGAUGUUCGGCCCCUGGUCUUUAAAGGAAAUUUCCCCUUUGGAGACACGAAUCUGUAUUGAAAAGUGGGUCAUAUAUUUAGAUUUCAAAUUUUGUGCCUUCUUCACCGAGAAAAGGCAGACAGUGGCUUUUUGGCGCUUGCGGAUUGAAGACGACAACUCCCACAAUGCCAAUCAACGUUCACUCCGUGAGGGACGUAACAUUACAGCCAAUCAGCGUUCACUCAGUGAGGGUCGUAACACAACAGCCAAUCAGCGUUCACUCAGUGAGGGACGUACCAUAACAGCCAAUCAGCGUUCACUCAGUGAGGGUCGUAACAUAACAGCCAAUCAGCGUUCACUCAGUGAGGGUCGUAACAUAACAGCCAAUCAGCGUUCGGAAAAAUAAUGUACUAUGUCGGACACGGGUGCUGGUCGGGUUGGACGCCUGAACAUUGCGGGUUGGUCGCGGAUUUUGCGAUUGCGUGCGAUUGCAAAAUAAGACCCGUGUAUUGAUUCUCUGAUUUAGAUAUAGAGCUCAAGGUCUCCCGCCGGAGCUCCCGGAGUGUUCUAGAAUAUCUUAUAGACCACGGCCGAAAGCUGUGUGCACCGGAUGAUAUAAUGAAUAAACGACUGCGUCUCUGGUACAACAUCAUUGCUUCUUUAGCACUCGUGUGAUCUUCCGGUCACAACGGUCACACGGUAACGUCAGAAACCAUACUGUAGAGCAAAUUCACACAUUUGUACAAUACACCUCAUGCAAUAAGUCACAGGUUGUAUCAUAUACAAUACACUUCAUUUAAUAAGUCACAGGUUGUAUCAUAUACAAUACACUUCAUUUAAUAAGUCACAGGUUAUAUCAUAUACAAUACACUUCAUUCAAUACGUCACAGGCUAUAUCAUAUACAAUACACUUCAUUCAAUAACUCACAGGCUAUAUUAUAUACAAUACCCUUCAUAAAAAAACUCACACGCUAUAUCAUCAAUGGAUGCUUUUUUAAAUUGUUCCAUGUCCAUUAAGACAGGUUAGAAACCUUUCACCAAUAUACUUUCUAAAUUGCAAUUUUACCUUUCAACCGUUCACGGAGCUGAAUUUCAUACAUUGAAUUUUGCAGCUGAAUUUGGGGACAUUGAAAAUAUUUCUGUUGAAUUUUAUACAUUGAAUUUUGCAACUGAAUUUUGCAUAUUGAAUGUUUUUACGUUGAAUGAUGGACUUUGAAUUUGUGAAAAUGCAUUGGCUUGGGCGCCCAACGUUUGGUUGUUAUCAGCCUGUGGCCGUGACAGGUGUUGCUCAGUUUCACAAUCUAUUUGGCCCGUAGUCCAAGGUCACGCCAU
Gadus chalcogrammus (walleye pollock) is the source of this 1872-nucleotide messenger RNA. It is a transcript of the gene med30, whose product is annotated as mediator complex subunit 30. The coding region runs from base 18 to 440 and encodes 140 amino acids. Gene Ontology annotation, cellular component: mediator complex. Gene Ontology annotation, molecular function: transcription coregulator activity. Gene Ontology annotation, biological process: positive regulation of DNA-templated transcription. The record is from RefSeq and is a predicted model, not a curated record. The transcript has 2 exons. NCBI's taxonomy places the organism in Eukaryota, Metazoa, Chordata, Actinopteri, Gadiformes, Gadidae.